This is a messenger RNA of Lasiodiplodia theobromae, 1707 nucleotides long. RefSeq names its product Tetratricopeptide-like helical protein. The coding region runs from base 1 to 1707 and encodes 568 amino acids. Gene Ontology annotation, molecular function: protein binding. NCBI's taxonomy places the organism in Eukaryota, Fungi, Ascomycota, Dothideomycetes, Botryosphaeriales, Botryosphaeriaceae. The record is from RefSeq and is a predicted model, not a curated record. The transcript has 4 exons.
AUGCCGAAGAAAAAGCAAUUCCUUCAGGCCAAUGCCAAGCAGGCGGCACGAGGGAAGAAGAAGGAGCCUGAACCUGAGACUGAAGACGAUUUCCUUGAUGCUGCAGAUGAAUUUGAAAAGAGCGCUGGCAAGUGGAGAGCAGGAGACGCUGCCAAGUCUGCUCGCUUCUUUCAGCGUGCCAUUGACGCCUAUGCCGCCGGCCUGCAAAAGUUUCCACGGUCUUUCGAUUUGGCAUACAACAAGGCCUUGCUAGAGUACCAAAUCGCGCAAGACCUGCGCAUCGCGGCGCAGAUCGGCCCUCCCCUCGUCGACCUCCUCCGGCAAGCGCUGGACUCGCAUCGAUUUGCCAUUGCACUGAACCCAGACAACCUCGACAUCUUGUUCAACACGGCCAAUGUCCUGUCCGACCUUGCCGACCGCGUCAACAAGAGCGAGGCUGUCCCGCUGCUCCACGAGUCUGUGCAGUGCAUCCGCCGCUGCCUUGAGAGGCAAGUGCAAGAGUACGAGUCUCUGCAGGCCGCUUUUCUUGCAGCAAACUCAGGAGACCAAGAUGCGCCACCGGAGCCUGCUCCGCACAAGGAAUCUUCUUCUGGUACCUCGGGGGAGGAGUACGCCAGCGUGGAGGAGGCUGUGACCGAGAGUGCCAUUCUCGAUUCCGUAUUCUUCAUGGCAAACACUCUUGCAGAUCUUCUUGGCAUCAUGCCCGCCGAGGACUUGGAUGCGAUUAGCAAAGAAGUUGAAACGGUCGUUGGCUUCUUCACAUCCGGUGCCCUCCAGCCGUAUUUCGAGAAGCUGGACCGCACGGUUCCGGAGCCUGAGAAAAAAACGCCCACCCUGUCCCUCAGCCUCUCCGCCACCCCUCCCAAGCCAACCCAAGCCCAACCCAGCGAAUACGACUCCUCCAUCGCCGAAGGCUCGCUCGCGCAAGCCCGCCUCUUCUCCGCCAUCAGCGAGGCCGAGUUCCGCCGCGGCGAGCGCAGCGCCGCGUCCUGGUACGCCGUCGUGCUGAUCAAAUUCGCCGCCAUAACCAACGGCAACACAUCCUCCUCCCUGCCCGACCCGGCCGACGCCAGCAGCGCUCUCAUCGACGCCCUCUCCUCCGUCGCCAGCACCACCGCCUCCGCCGCCACCGCCGCCCACGCGCAAGCCGAAACGGCGUACCUGACGCAGGCACCCUCCGUGCCUGACGACGGUAGCAACGCAGCGGCGGAUCCGGGCGCGCCCGCGCCGCCGCAAGACGUGACGGAGGCCUGGUCCAACGACGCCGUGCACGCGGACGCGCUGAAGCGCGCGUACCACGUCCUUACCACCACCCUUUCCUCCUCUUCCUCCUCUUGCUCCGGAGUACCUGCCGACAAGGCCCCCCAGCUGUACAUCGCCCUCGGCGACGUGCACUGGCGGCUGCGCGCAGCCUGCGCGAGCGUCGGUGACGUUGCGAGCGCGGUUGCUCAGGCGCGGAGGGCGGAGCGGUGCUGGGAGGAGGCCGAGAAGAAGGCGAAGGCGAUAGGCGUGCAGUGUGCCGAGGAGGAGCUGGAGGCUGUGGGGAAGAGGGCGGUCUCGGUGGUGCUCAGGGGCGCGGGCGGAGGCGGGGUUCCGCUCGGGGAGGCGAGGGAAGUGGCGUUGCAGGCGGUGCAGGAGAUGAGAGAGGAUGAGCUGCUGGGCGAUGUCCUGGCUCAGCAUGCGUUGAAGAUGCUUGGGGCAGCGUAG